Molecule: messenger RNA, 651 nt
Organism: Puccinia triticina
Lineage: Eukaryota; Fungi; Basidiomycota; Pucciniomycetes; Pucciniales; Pucciniaceae
Exons: 1
Coding region: 1-651 (216 amino acids)
Source: RefSeq, a predicted model, not a curated record
AUGAAUGCCGUGGGCACGAUGCUCCAAAUCCGACGAUUCACGAGUGGACUGAAUCUAGGGAUGCCUCUACAACCAGCCAAGCAGCGGAAAACGGUCCCGAUCCGGAACCCACGACGGCCGCAUCUUCCGGACCCGAUAGACAGCGAUCCUACGGCCCAGCGAUUCAAGCUGGCCGAGCAUCCCCGGGUGAUGUUCGUGAUCCGGGAGCCCGGUGGGAUGGCCAACUUGGCGGACGAUCUAAUCAGCAAGUCUCCAUCUCCUCCAAUCGAGCCCAAAAACACUGCCGAUGAUCCAGUUUCCUCGACUCUCUCACACCCGAUCCUCUCCGUACCUUCGUCGAACGACGCCUCGACACCGCCGGUCUUCCAGCUCCCUCCGCCUCUCCGGGCGCCCAAGACCUACUCCACCUCGCUCACCCCCGCCCAAGCGCGCGAGAUCCAGAGCCUCAGAGCCUCCCAUUCGCUCUCCCAACUCAGCCGCAAAUUCAACGUCCCCCGCCUCCUCGUCUCGAUCCUCGGCCCCACCAAUACUGCCGACCGCAACCAGAUCUAUCUCAAGAAUCAUAUGCGUCAGAUCCGGAAAGAGGCUCGUUGGAGCGUCGCUAAGGCCGUCAGAAGACAGGAAAAAAUCAUCCGUAGAAGUUGCUGGUGA